GCCUCCGGAAUAACAACAGGGGAUGAACGCGCACCAUAUCCACGGCCGAGUCCCAGUCGAGUAUCGGCAGGCGCACUUCGAAAGCGGAACGGUGAUGUCAUGGCCACGUGGUUUCUCUCGGUUUUGGCACAUGACCCUAUGGAAUGCACACUUCAACUCCCACGACUUUAGGUGUCUUCCUAGGAGGUAUUGCUCGAAUAUAACUAGCGAAAGUUCCACGCUGGUCUCUGUGUUCCUGUGAUGAUGUGAUGUGAGCCGCGCGUUGUUCCAGCUGGAACAGGAAAUGUUCCGUGCGUGAGUUACCCGACGCAAACUUCAUGGAAUAAACGACGAAAGUGUGAGUGGAAGAGGAAAUGAAUUUUCUCACCAGCAUGGGAAAAGAACAGUGCCAAAAGGAGCUAUCACAAAGUAGAAAAUGUCGCCGCACGAAAGGAUAUUGGGAUCUUCGAUCUUCGGUGUUUGAAGAGAGUGACGACAAACUGUGGAGAGAUCAAGCUGUAGUAAUGUCAAUAAGAUAGGAACAGCCUGGGUAGUAGCUCGAUCACUGCCGCUCAAAUGCCGUCCUCGUGUGGGUUGCCAAAGUUACAUCGCUGUGUUCGGGCACUUUGACGAACUUUUAGGAAACCGUCUCUAUGCUGCCUCGCGCUAAAUCUUCACAGAAAAUGGUCGUGAUCUCUUGCUCACGAAACUAAAUUAAUCGUGUAAUAUAGUAGGCACUUCAAACUAUCUCGUUAUACAGGAUGUAGAUAUGUGCUCUUUUGAGAAUAAUAACACCGUCGACUCAUUAGAUUAACCAUAACUUUUACUUUUUUUUCUUAGGAAGUGAUAGCUCGGAUGUACGUAGACAAUCGACAAGUUUUCCAAAUGAGAGGAACACACGAAGGAAUGAGGAGAAUUCCAGAACUCGUUCGUUUUCCGCUUUUCCAACGUGGGGGAGCGAACGUCACUUUUGAAAAUGAUGCGAUCGAGUCAUGAUAUCAUUGAUUUCAAAUCGUCACGAACGAACCAUACACUGCACCGUGAAAGCUAGCGCUCGUCGUCUUGAAUUCAUUCAUCGAACGUCGACCAACCAUAAACAUGACACUAAAUUAGAGUAAAGCAAUCCAUCCAUUGUUUUCCGUAAAAUUUCGACAUCCCUCCACAUCUAUCGGCGUGUCCUAGCUCAUCGUCCAUAUUUAUUGCGUAUUCACGUACUAAGAUCUACCAUAGACAUAAAAAAUAAAAAAAUCGCAUAGAGUCUACAGAGCAUUGCCUCUCUGUCCAUGGCUCCUACUAGAGGUGGCUGCUGCCGUGCCUUGCAUCUGCGUGAGGAAAAUGCCCGUUUUGCUCUUCUCGGAGUGGUCAUGAUACUCUAUAUGGUCGUGGGCGCUACCCUGUUUCAUCUGUUAGAAGCUGGCACGGAACAAGAGGCACGUGAUCAGUACGCCAGGGCGCUGAGCACAUUCUGGGAGAAGUACAACGGCACCGUUGACCCCAGGGACUUGGAGGUUCUCUUGCAAGAGCACGGCAACGCGUCAGCUCACAACCUUCUGCCAGGCAAACGUCUGCGGUGGGACUUUUCGGGAUCCUUUUACUUCGUGGGAACCGUCGUAUCGACAAUAGGUUUCGGCAUGACGACUCCCAUGACUUCAGCAGGUCGAGCUCUAGUGGUGGCCUACGGGUUCUUCGGCUGCUCUGGGGCGAUCCUCUUCUUCAACCUUUUCCUCGAGCGCAUCAUCACAUUCCUCGCCUAUGUGUUACGUGCCUGCCACGAGAGGGAGCUGAGACGUAGGGGCCUCCUGGACCGUCGAGAGUCUCAGCUCUCCUUUGACGACCGCCUGGAUGACUGGAAGCCAUCCGUGUACUGGGUGAUGUUAUACCUGUGUUUGGCCACUGUAGUGAUCGCUGUUUCUGCAUCCGCCUUGUACUCGGUCACAGAACAGUGGUCCUACUUCGAGUCCCUCUACUUCUGCUUCAUUGCUUUCUCCACCAUUGGUUUCGGAGAUUUCGUGCCGAACCAAAGAGCCCACUAUCCGCACAUGGAUACGAGCUCCACUGCCUACUCAACGCCACCAGCGGAUCCGUCGAACUGUAGCACGACAGCCAUGGAAAACAUCCUUCGAGUAAAUGACACCGAGGAAGAAAAUGCAUCCACUUUCAGGAAGGAAUUUCAGAUGAACUGGUACCGUGUGACCAACUUUGUGAUCCUGGUUGUCGGCUGCUGCUGCAUUUACAGUCUAUUCAACGUCACUUCCAUCGUCAUCAAGCAGGUGCUCAACUGGCUAAUCAAAAAGCUUGACUGCUCCUGCAAGCUGAGGCGAUACAAGACGCCUCAUUUAGACAAGCCCAGCAGGUUCCGUCGAAACGCCCUCACCCCAGCUCACCUGCGCGAUCAAGCCCGUGCAGCGGCUGCCGCGUGCGGAAAAAGGCCUACGUCCACUUCUGCUGGUGCCGGCAGCGACGCAGACUCCACCUACGACUCGGACGACGAACGGGGACAUUCCGGAGAACUCAUCUGCAUGUCCGACCUGCUUCGGGCAAACAAAGUGUCCCUCGCAGUGAUGCAAAAGCAACUGUACGAAACUGCACAGCGAGGGGGACACGGUCCCAUUUUGUUACCGUCCAGGGUGCACGAGAACCAGGACUCCUUCAAGCCAGGAACUGUUGGUCCGCUUGCCAUUGUGUCGCAAAAGUUCGGCAAUGAACAGUCGUGAGGUUUCCGUGCUUCAGACAUUAGCUGCAGGGACUUACGUGGUUGAGUGCCGAGAUGCAGAGACCUGUAUAUGUCAUAAGGGAUGCACAUAUUUUCAGAUGGAGUCUUAAGUAUGUAUAUGUACGAAGAGGUCGACUGUGGUUGGAUCUCGAAGUGACCACAGUAUAGCGACGGAGCAAGGAAAAAAUCACGAAAAAAUCAAAAAGCACGAAAAAAAAAAAAAUACGCGGAGCAAUGUGUGUGUGUAAGAUAUUCCUGCACUCUAAGAAGAACAGGAGCAGUUAUUAGAGUCUUUAUUGCCCCAGAUUGAAAUUACUCCCAAUCUUAGUCCCCUGACCACGAAAUUAAGUCCCCAGCACCGCAAAUAAUCCCCUGAACUCCGCAUAAACCUCGUGCAUUUAGUCCCAAAAUGGACUAAUCGUUCUGGCGGCGCAUUUACCCCCC
This is a messenger RNA of Ornithodoros turicata, 3136 nucleotides long. RefSeq names its product potassium channel subfamily K member 13-like. Gene Ontology annotation, biological process: potassium ion transmembrane transport; stabilization of membrane potential. NCBI's taxonomy places the organism in Eukaryota, Metazoa, Arthropoda, Arachnida, Ixodida, Argasidae. Bases 1263 to 2693 code for a protein of 476 amino acids. Gene Ontology annotation, molecular function: potassium ion leak channel activity; outward rectifier potassium channel activity. The transcript is spliced from 5 exons. Gene Ontology annotation, cellular component: plasma membrane. The record is from RefSeq and is a predicted model, not a curated record.